Messenger RNA from Arabidopsis lyrata subsp. lyrata, 987 nucleotides. Its product is annotated as CASP-like protein 5B1. The transcript has 3 exons. Lineage: Eukaryota; Viridiplantae; Streptophyta; Magnoliopsida; Brassicales; Brassicaceae. Bases 460 to 918 code for a protein of 152 amino acids. Gene Ontology annotation, cellular component: membrane. The record is from RefSeq and is a predicted model, not a curated record.
UCUGUGUGGACACGUGCUAAAGCCUAAAAGGCAAAAAGAGCGAAGAACAAAUAGCUCUCUCCGGCGUCAGAGUUGCGUCACUGUUUCUUCCAACUUCAAUUUAGUUUCUUUGGCUUGAAGUUAAGGGAAACAUAAUUGUUCCUCUAAAACGCAGAAUUAAAUUGUGGUAGAUAAUUGUUUUUAAAAUUUUAUAGCUCAAAAAAGUUGUCUUCUUUUAAUGUUUGUUUUUCUGGUGGCGAUGCUCUUAAUUACCCAAUUCCGUAGGAUUUAAUUAUGAUCUUAAGUGAAACUUUUGUGUUUUGGGUUUGUGAAAUUCCCUGAUUAAAUUAUGGGUUUAGGGGUUUUAUGAUCGGUUUCGUGUAAAGUAGCGAUUUUUAUUUCUCGGGAUUUUGGUAAGGAACAGAUAUAGAAAGUCUUGGUUUUUUUCUUCUUCUUGUGUUUGUUUUUCUGUCCUGAUCAAUGAAGAAGAUGAUUGGGAGUCCUGGAACAAUGAGUGGGUUGAUACUGAGAUUAGGGCAAUGUGCAACUGCUGCUGCUUCCAUUGGUGUUAUGGUUUCUUCUUACGACUUCUCUAAUUACACUGCUUUCUGCUUCUUAGUCGCAUCUAUGGGUCUUCAAUUGAUUUGGAGCUUUGGACUUGCUUGUCUUGACGUAUAUGCAAUAAGGAGAAAAAGUGAUUUACAAAGCCCUAUCUUAUUGAGCCUUUUCACUGUUGGUGAUUGGGUCACUGCACUUCUCGCUCUUGCAGCCGCGUGUUCCUCUGCAGGAGUUACGGUUUUAUUCACAAAAGACACUGAGUUUUGCAAGCAGCAACCCGCUCUCUCUUGCGAUAGGUUUCAGAUUUCUGUCGGUUUAUCUUUCUUUAAUUGGUUUUUAGCUGCUAUAUCAUCUCAUACCAUGUUUUGGAUCUUGAUAUGAUAUUAAACAAAACCCAUUCUCCGUGAUUUUACAAAAAUCCAUUUCUAUGAAUUGUUUUUCUUUCUUUUA